UGGUUCUUUGUUGUUUUAACUUUACCUUUGGUAGUUAAUUGGUUUUUCAAAAUUUCUGGUUUCUUUUUACUUGCCUACUUCCGGAUUAUCUUAUCCUUCAACCCUAUAUACCCAAGUGUCCAUCUCCAUCUUGUUUAAAUAUGACGGAAGUUGAUGAUAUUUCAACUCUCAAUUUAGAUGGUGAUUCCGAUGUGUUAUUAUUAGACGAGCCAAUGUCGACCGAAAAGAAAGAGAUAAAUAAUAUUGAUUUUAGUCAUGAUCAUAACCUUUUUACCUGUGCCACUGAAUCGGGUGUGAAAAUUUAUCAUGCUGAUCCUUUAGUGCUUAGAACUGAGCUUCAUUCAUCUAUGGUUGGUUCCAUUGGUCUUGCUGCAGUUCUUCAUGCUUCAAAUGUAAUCGCUCUGGUUGGUGGUGGAUCGACACCUAAAUUUGCAGAAAAUGCAGUAUUAAUUUGGGAUGAAUGCAAACACGAUUUCAUGCUGGAAUUCACAUUCUCAUCAGCUAUUCUUAAUCUUAAACUUCGCAAGGACAGAUUCAUUGUUGUAGAAAGAAGUAAAAUCCAUGUAUACUCAUUCCCUAAUAAUCCUAAGAAACUGUUCGUUGUAGAGACUGGUGAUAAUCCUCGAGGUCUUUGUGAGGUGAGUCCAUAUACGACGAGUGAACGACAAGUGAUGGUAUUUCCUGGUCAUAAAACGGGCUCUUUACAAGUGAUGGACUUCAAUAUGGCCUCUCCUGGAGCAUCUUCUUCCCCAGUAAAUAUACUUGCCCACCAAGGAGCCAUUGCAUGUAUAGCAUUGAACAAUCAAGGAACCAUGGUAGCCACUGCCUCAUUAAAGGGAACCCUAAUCAGAGUUUAUGAAAUCGAGAAAACGCAAGUUGUUGAGCUUAGACGGGGAAGUGACCCUGCGACCGUUUACUCGAUUGCAUUCAGUCCAGAUUCCGAUUUUCUGGUUACUUCAAGUGAUAAAGGAACUGUGCAUAUAUUUGCUCUUAAAGAUACUCGAUUAAAUCGUAAAUCAGCUUUCUCGAAAAUGGGAGGACUUCUUGGUCAAUACAUCGAAUCACAAUGGGCUCUAACCAAUUUCACGAUUAAAGAUGAUUGUGCCUCCAUUUGCUCAUUUGGACCGAGAAAUAAUGUCUAUGCUGUCUGUGAAAAUGGUUCAUUCCAUCGGUACUCAUUCAAUUCUGAUGGUGUUUGUAAACGAGAAAAUUACGAAAGAUUCAUUGAUCUUCCAAUUGAAACAAGUGACGAUUCUGAAGGACAUGCAGACGUUUAACUAAAUCUCAACAAUUAACUUUCUUCUUAAUUUUACCUUUUUCCUGCUUCCUAAUUGUCCACCAACAAUCAACGAUAAUUGUUUAUUACCUUUUCAAUUUAAAUCAAAAGAAAUGUAUAUUUUAUCAUAACGUCAAAACAAGUUCAGUCUUGAAAUAUCAAUUUUGUCACUGGAAACUUUGAUCAAAUCAAAUUUUAUCUCCAAGACCAUCAACAAUAUAUAAAUUGUUUGAUUCCAAUUGUAAUAAUAAUCAACCAUGAUGAUAAUUAAUACUGUUAAUAUCAUAGUUUCAA
This is a messenger RNA of Panonychus citri (citrus red mite), 1570 nucleotides long. Its product is annotated as WD repeat domain phosphoinositide-interacting protein 4-like. The record is from RefSeq and is a predicted model, not a curated record. Gene Ontology annotation, biological process: protein localization to phagophore assembly site; protein lipidation; autophagy of mitochondrion. Gene Ontology annotation, cellular component: cytosol; extrinsic component of membrane; phagophore assembly site membrane. Lineage: Eukaryota; Metazoa; Arthropoda; Arachnida; Trombidiformes; Tetranychidae. Gene Ontology annotation, molecular function: phosphatidylinositol-3-phosphate binding; phosphatidylinositol-3,5-bisphosphate binding; protein binding.